AUGUCAGACGAAGCUCACCAAGAGAACCAACAAUUAGAAACUCACAAUGCUGAGUUCAAUCAUUAAUAGGAACAUCAUUAACAUCAAGAGGAAGGCAAUCAUUAUGCUGAAAUCGACCACAACUUAAAUGAAAAAGGACAUCAUGAUCAUCAACAUGAGGAUAAUUCUAAUGCUUAAACCCACGAGCAACACUAACAUAAUGAUCAUCACGAGCAUGAACAUCACGAGCAAGAAUUAGACCACAAUUAACCUUAAGCCCACAAUCAUGAUCAAGAGCAAACUUAUCAAGAAACUCAACCAGCUGUUCAUAAUAAUGAUGACAACAUUGAUGCUCCUCAAACUCAUCAUGAGCAUCACGAUGCACAUGUUGAAAAUCACGAACAUCAUCAUCAUGAAGAGCAUAACCAUGAGCACCAUCAUCAUGAACAUGAGCACAAUCAUGCACAUGAUCAUAACCACAAUCAUGAGCACCAUCAUGAUCAUGAGCAUGAACAUCAUUAUGAUUAAAAAGAGGAUUCCAAGACUGGAGACAAUGUCGUUGAAGUUUAAGCCAAGGAUGAGCAAAUCACCGAAGUAGACCAAAAGAUCAAGGACAUUUAGGAGAUGUAAAAGCAAACCACUGAUGGAGAAGUUGAGAGAAAAAGUGAAAAGGCAAAGAAGGGCCUUACCAACAAGGAUGUGCUUGAUGAAGACUAAAAUAAGAAAACAAAGAAGAAGUCUGUUAACUAGACAGAGGAUACUUGCAAAUGCACAAUUUUCUGA
Messenger RNA from Stylonychia lemnae, 762 nucleotides. The record is from the annotation of a GenBank genome assembly. NCBI's taxonomy places the organism in Eukaryota, Ciliophora, Spirotrichea, Sporadotrichida, Oxytrichidae.